GUUCUUCUCCCGUUUGUUCGUUCCUUUUACGAUUUUUACGAUUUGUUUGUGAGAAUAAUCCAAGCAAUCGUGUGCGUUUUUAUGGCUGAAAGAAAUUAGAAAGGUAUUGAGCAUAUAAAAUGUGUAUUGGAUUAUAUACUUAUAUGAUUAUUUUUACUCUUUUGGUUAGUUUUUGGGGUUAAUUUCAGCUAUCUUUGAGGUGCACUUUUGCAUAAUUUAUUUCUGACUAAUAAUAUACUUUCCUGUGUUCAUUUAAUACUGUAAGAAGUAGGACAGUAGAUGGCAGCUAUUUCAUAAACAUUACAAACAAAUAAACUAUAUUUCUUGAUCCUAUUUGUUUGAGGCUAAACAGAAGACCACUACAUAUAUUCGAAGUUGUAAACUGUUAUUAUGUAAAACUGUUGUUUGAGCACCUUUUGCUGCAAGAUAGAGUUGCCGUGAACGUAAUUUUUUUGCGUUUUCUAUACAGAUUUUAAACUGAUACAAAAUGCAUCUUUAUUCGUUGACACUGCAAAGAGCUUCGGCCAUAACUCAUGCCAUUCAUGGAAAUUUCUCUGGCACAAAGUCACAAGAGCUGGUCGUUGCCAGAGGUGGCCUGAUCGAGCUACUUCGACCAGAUCCCAACACAGGGAAAGUGAUACCAGUCCUGGCUGUCGAGGUUUUUGGCGUUGUGAGAGAUAUUGCGCCAUUUCGAUUAACUGGUGGAAGUAAAGGUAAAUAAUUGGGUAUUAAUUAUUAGCCGAACGUGGUGUAACAUGCCCAGAGAUUCUAUUUUUGUGGAGGUGGCCAAUCUUUGAAAGCAAGUUAAGACCCAUUUAAAGGACAUGACUAGUUGUAUAUGAUUCUUAUCCUGGCACAUGUACUCGAAUAAAUGCAUGAAAAGAUGUCUCGUUUCAAAUUUCACCAUAAACUAAUGAGUGAUGAACAGAUAUAGUGGCGUCGCCAGUCCUUCUCAUAUGCCAGAAUGAGAAUUGUAUAUGACUAGUCAUAUCAUGCAAAUGAGCCUUUAGACUACUUGUUCAGUUGCACUAGGGGUGCACCGGAACCAGUUUUCUAAGUUCCGGCCGGAACCGGAUCUGACCGGAACUGGAAAAAAGUUCCGGCCGGAACCGAAACUAAUUUAUUAAGCCAUAUAUAGUCAUAUGUUACUUUGUCCACUGCCAGACAGGCAGACACUUCAAGUCAUAAAGGAGAGAGCUUGCAAAUGUUAGAAUAAAAAAGAUUGACAAGCGUUAAACGUCAUGAAGUGUUAGUAGUGUACAUUUCCCUUGCAUAGUCCAAAUUUCUUCCUACUGUGACCUUUUGUUAGACACAAAAACGUUUGAUAUUCUAUCUCUCUGAAAACAACAGAGUUCCGGUUCCGGCCAUGCUUUUUUUACUAGUUCCGGCCGGAACCGGAACUCUGAAAAAACGGGGUUCCGGCCGGAACUAACCGGCCGGAACCGAGUUCCGGUGCACCCCUAAGUUGCACCAAUCCUGAGAUUUUUUACACUUCCCAAUGCAAUUGUCUUUGUAACUCGUAUAUUUAACUUAUGUUGUUACUAGAUUACAUUGUAGUUGGAUCGGACUCUGGUAGAAUUGUUGUCUUGGAAUACAUCCCAUUCAAAAAUGUUUUUGAGAGGGUAAUCUUCAUUAUAUUUGCAAUAAACAUUAAAUAAAAUUAAACAUUCAUUCAAAAAAUAUAAAAUCUAUUGCAACAAUCUAAAUGGUAUUUUUAUUAUCUAGGUUCACAUGGAAACAUUUGGAAAAAGUGGUUGUAGGAGAAUUGUUCCAGGACAGUAUCUCGCUGUUGACCCAAAAGGUCGUGCUAUCAUGGUUGGUAAGUGUUAGAAUUAUGAAGUCCUAAAUCUAAACUCCUCUAAUGGGUCCUAAACUUCUCUAAUUGGUCAGGACUGUGUAUUAUCAAUAUCAAUAAUAACAUUUUCUAAUCAAUUUUUAGGUGCAGUUGAGAAACAGAAGCUUGUGUACAUCAUGAAUCGCGAUGCUGCAGCAAGGUUGACCAUAUCAUCACCUCUAGAGGCUCACAAGUCACACACGUUGGUCUUUGGUAUUGUUGGAAUUGAUGUUGGUUUUGAAAAUCCGAUGUUUGCUUGUCUUGAGUUGGAUUAUGAGGUCAGUUUCAACACCAUUGAAAAUAGGGUUAUUUUGUUGUAUUACAGAUCAUAA
This is a messenger RNA of Paramuricea clavata, 2166 nucleotides long. The record is from the annotation of a GenBank genome assembly. Lineage: Eukaryota; Metazoa; Cnidaria; Anthozoa; Malacalcyonacea; Plexauridae.